Molecule: messenger RNA, 1029 nt
Organism: Dentiscutata erythropus
Lineage: Eukaryota; Fungi; Glomeromycota; Glomeromycetes; Diversisporales; Gigasporaceae
Source: the annotation of a GenBank genome assembly
AUGAUUUCCAAGAAAUUAGAAAAAAUAAUAACAAUAGAAAAUGAACAAAACUUAUCUUUAUCUUCUGGAAAUAAUUCUGAAGCUGAAACCGUGCCAUCAAUAUCAACAACACCGUCGGCUUCAAGUGCUAAUAGUUUGGUUCAGAAAAAACGAAAGCCCAUUUAUAACACCUCUGCUGAGACAAGCAUUAAGUCUCGUAGCAAUCUCAAAAUAACUGAUUAUUCAAAGGUCGUGCCUCCAUGUCCACCAAAACGGCAAGAACUUAUUACACAAGCACUUGUCUCCUUUAUUAUAAAAUUUGUUCAGCCGUUAUAUAUUCUACAAAACACAUCCUUUCGUGAACUCCUUCCUACUUGCGAGCCUGGUUAUAGAAUCCCAUGUAACAAAACAGUUAAAGCCUUAAUUUAUGAUUCAUUUUUGUGGAGCAAGGAGCAGCUUUGUUCACUUUUAAGUAAUUCUAUGUAUUGUACUUUAAGCCUUGUCUACCCCUAUGUAGAAUUAUUAAAAAAAGUAUUUGCUCCUAAGCAUAAAAAAGGAGAAAGCUAUGACACAUAUCUUAACUUAAUAUAUGGACAACAAUGUGAAGAUGGUGAUGAAGAAGAAUCUGAUAGUUCAGUUAGUGAUAAUGAUAAAAUUCCAUCUGGUGCAAAAGAUCCUAAAAAUGAAAUAAAUUUAGAUGAGUUUAGUCAAAUCGAAUUGUUACCGGCUGCUAAUACUGUUGGUUUUUUUCAAAAAGUCCGAGUAGCAAUCUUCUUAUCAUUAGAUGAAUUAUGGUCUGCACCAUCAGAUUUAGCUCGAAUCACAACAAUUUUGGACCCCCGAUUUAAAGACUUUAAGUGGGAUGAUACAUUUGAAGAAAGAGAAAAGUCUCUCGAACUACUACAAAAUCCAUAUGAUUCCAUAAAAGAGGAUCCCCAACCCAGAGAUAAGUGUAUGCAAAAACAACCGACUUUUUAUGAUUAUUCAGAUGAUGACGAUUUUUUUAAAGCUUUAGAAAAUGAAGUGGGUAGUAGUGAAUCUACAGCUUAG